Messenger RNA from Linum trigynum, 1025 nucleotides. The record is from the annotation of a GenBank genome assembly. NCBI's taxonomy places the organism in Eukaryota, Viridiplantae, Streptophyta, Magnoliopsida, Malpighiales, Linaceae.
UCCCUUCAAUACAAUCCACCACGACCAAGUCAUAUCAUGGCUGCUUCUUCUCUUGUAUCCUCGAGGGUAUCAAUUAGCCUGCUACUGUUCGUUGCAAUCAGCUCUGCAGCUCUGCUAGCAACUGCAUCAGCCAACUUCUACAAGGACUUCGACGUCACGUGGGGAGACGGUCGAGGCAAGAUCCUCGAAGAUGGCGAUCUCCUCACCCUCUCCCUCGACAAGGCUUCGGGGUCGGGGUUCCAGUCGAGGAACGAGUACUUGUUCGGCAAGAUCAACAUGGAGCUCAAGCUCGUCCCUGGCAACUCUGCUGGCACCGUUACUGCCUAUUACUUGUCAUCGAAUGGAUCGACCUGGGACGAAAUCGACUUCGAGUUUCUAGGCAACUUGAGCGGCGACCCUUACAUCCUCCACACAAACGUGUUCUCACAAGGGAAAGGGAACAGAGAACAACAAUUCUAUCUCUGGUUCGACCCUACAGCGGAUUUCCACACUUACUCCAUCCUCUGGAACCCACAACGCAUCAUAUUCUCGGUGGACGGCACCCCAAUCAGGGAGUUCGAGAACCUGGAGGGCAGGGGAGUGGCGUUCCCGAAGAACCAGCCGAUGCGGAUCUACUCGAGCCUGUGGAACGCAGAUGACUGGGCGACCCGCGGCGGUCGGGUGAAGACGGACUGGUCGAACGCUCCGUUCACGGCUUCCUACAGGAACUUCAGCGCCGAUGCGUGCGUGUGGUCCAAUGGAGGCUCGUCCUGCAGCAGCAGUAACAGCACGGCUUCCCCUGCAUCAUGGAUGUCAGAGGCGCUCGAUGCGACGAGCCAGGAGAGGCUGGAAUGGGCGAGGAAGAACUACAUGAUCUAUGACUAUUGCAAGGAUGGCAAGAGGUUCCCUCUGGGAUUCCCUGCAGAGUGCAACCUGGGCUAAGUUAUUGUACUUCUUUGUGGAUAUUUUUGUAUCGGUACAGAGUAAAUUGCAAUUCAUACAUACAAUUUUUAUAUCAUGGAGGACAAUAAAGGUAAAUUGCACUU